UCACUGCGCACCGUCGCCGUUAUUGUGCGUCGGCACCUCCCCACGGCGGCUUCACGCUCGCUCCCUCCCAAAAGAAGAUGGCGUCCUCUGUUUGGAAGGGUCUUGUUGGGAUUGGGCUUUUUGCUUUGGCUCAUGCUGCCUUCUCAGCGGCUCAGCAUCGAUCCUACAUGCGACUUACAGAAAAGGAAAAUGAAACCCUACCCGUGGAUAUAGUUCUUCAGACCUUGUUGGCAUUUGUAGUCACUUGCUACGGCAUUGUACACAUCGCCGGGGAGUUUAAAGACAUGGAUGCAACAUCAGAACUAAAGAACAAGACAUUAGACACCCUCCGAAAUCACCCCUCAUUUUACCUCUUCAAUCAUCGUGGGAGAGUCCUUUUCCAAUCUCCUGAGGAUAACACCCCAAGUCAGCAGGCACUCCCCUCUAAUCCUUUGCGGCUGCGAAAACUGGAGCCAUUGCGUCAAUGAGAAUUAUUUGGAUUCUCUGGAUUAAGAAUUUAAUGUGACAGGAGUGUAAAAAAAAAAAAAUGAAA
Molecule: messenger RNA, 532 nt
Organism: Erpetoichthys calabaricus (reedfish)
Lineage: Eukaryota; Metazoa; Chordata; Cladistia; Polypteriformes; Polypteridae
Gene: mmgt1
Product: membrane magnesium transporter 1
Exons: 4
Coding region: 78-467 (129 amino acids)
Cellular component (GO): EMC complex; early endosome; plasma membrane
Source: RefSeq, a predicted model, not a curated record